CAAUGUAAUCUCUUUGGGCACCAGCAGUAGAACUUGUCUGUUCAAAAUGGUUUAUGGUGAAUUUUUCCACAGACCUGGCAAAGAUGCAGAACUUAUCAAUUUGAAUGUGGGUGGCUUUAAGCAAUCAGUGGACCAGAGCACCUUGCUCCGAUUUCCCCAUACCAGACUUGGGAAACUUCUCAAAUGCCAUUCAGAAGAGGCUAUUCUAGAACUGUGUGAUGAUUAUAGUGUUGCAGAAAAGGAAUAUUACUUCGACAGGAAUCCUUCAUUGUUCCGAUACGUUCUGAAUUUUUACUAUACAGGUAAACUUCAUGUCAUGGAAGAACUUUGUGUCUUUUCCUUCUGCCAGGAAAUAGAGUACUGGGGGAUAAAUGAGCUGUUUAUUGAUUCCUGCUGCAGCAAUCUGUACCAAGAGAGGAAAGAAGAAGGUCCUGAGAAAGACUGGGAUCAGAAGAGCAAUGACAGAAGUAUAGACUCCUCUAAUGAAGAGUCAUCCAUAUUUGACAAAGAGCUGGAAAAGUUUGACAAUCUGUGUUUUGGUGAAAUAAGAAAGAAGAUCUGGGUCAGAAUGGAAAAUCCUGCAUACUGCUUGUCUGCCAAGUUAAUUGCCGUGUCGUCCCUGAGUGUUGUCCUGGCAUCAAUCGUGGCCAUGUGCAUUCACAGCAUGCCAGAGUUUCAAAAGCUGGAUGCCAAUGACAGGGAGAUUGAAGACCCUGUUUUGGAAGCUGUGGAGAUUACGUGCAUCAUCUGGUUCACUGCUGAGCUAGUGAUCAGGCUCAUCACUGCUCCAAGUCAAAAGAAGUUCUGGAAGAAACCACUGAAUAUCAUCGAUUUUGUCUCUAUUAUCCCAUUUUAUGCCACGCUGGCUGUGGACACGAAGGAAGAAGAAAGUGAAGAUAUUGAAAAUAUGGGGAAAGUGGUUCAAAUCCUGCGGUUAAUGAGGAUAUUUCGCAUCCUGAAACUGGCCAGGCACUCCGUAGGACUGCGGUCUUUAGGUGCCACUUUGAGACAUAGCUAUCAGGAAGUUGGACUCCUGCUUUUGUUUUUGUCUGUUGGGAUUUCUAUUUUUUCAGUGCUCGUCUACUCAGUGGAGAAGGAUGAUGACUCAUCAGAACUGCACAGCAUCCCUGUUUGCUGGUGGUGGGCAACCAUCAGCAUGACCACUGUUGGUUAUGGGGACACUUACCCGGUCACGCUUGCUGGAAAGCUGCUUGGCACCCUAUGCAUCAUCUGUGGGAUACUAGUGGUAGCACUUCCAAUCACCAUUAUUUUCAAUAAGUUUUCUAAGUACUAUCAAAAACAAAAAGAUAUUGAUCCAGACCAAUGCAACAAUGAUCGCAAAGAGAAAUGUAAUGACCUACCUUAUUUUAACAUUAGGGAUAUUUAUGCAAAAAAGAUGCACUCCUUCAUUUCUAGCCUUUCUUCAGUAGGAAUUGUAGUCAGUGACCAAGAUUCAACAGAUGCGUCCAGCAUCCAAGAUAUGGAGGAUGCUUAUAACACAACAUCUUUAGAGAAUGGUACAGGAAAAUGA
Molecule: messenger RNA, 1531 nt
Organism: Haliaeetus leucocephalus (bald eagle)
Lineage: Eukaryota; Metazoa; Chordata; Aves; Accipitriformes; Accipitridae
Gene: KCNS3
Product: potassium voltage-gated channel, delayed-rectifier, subfamily S, member 3
Exons: 1
Coding region: 47-1531 (494 amino acids)
Biological process (GO): potassium ion transmembrane transport; protein homooligomerization
Cellular component (GO): membrane; voltage-gated potassium channel complex
Molecular function (GO): protein binding; voltage-gated potassium channel activity
Source: RefSeq, a predicted model, not a curated record